Messenger RNA from Tarenaya hassleriana, 6416 nucleotides. Its product is annotated as nuclear pore complex protein GP210. NCBI's taxonomy places the organism in Eukaryota, Viridiplantae, Streptophyta, Magnoliopsida, Brassicales, Cleomaceae. The coding region runs from base 460 to 6264 and encodes 1934 amino acids. The transcript is spliced from 37 exons. The record is from RefSeq and is a predicted model, not a curated record.
GUAGGGAAUCUAUCUUCAAAAGCGAAAACGGCAGGCAGACUUUUCCGUAAAACACGAAACGACGCGCUUUUUGAAAAAAGUGAACAGAAACGGGAUCGUGCACUGCGAGCCGUUUCAAAUUUUCGAUCCCCCGAGCUCUGGGCACCUGAAGCACAACCACCACCGUCGAGCGGCGCGUGAGGAGCACGCGACCCCGUCUCUGAAUCCCCAUAGACGUGCUACUGCGUCACCACCAAUAGCCUCCCAACACGUGUCCUUGUCGCACCUUUUCCUCCAUUUUUUUCUCUCACCCUUUUUCUCCAUAAACCCUCUGAAAACCCUGUCUAGGGUUUCUUCUCUAAUCUCCACAUCACAGCAUCGGUCCAUCACUCUCCAACACUUGAGAACUGUUUACUCGGCUUCAGAUUCUUCCUGAUCUUUUUCCCUUUGUUUUUCUUGGUUUUCUUGAUGUAGCUGAAAAUGAUUCGUUUAGCGUUCAGCUUCGUCGUUCUGGCCCUGCUCGCGGCGGGUAAAACGUCGUCGCAUUUGGGUUCCGGUCCGCACAUUACCGAUGUCAAUAUACUGUUACCUCCAAGAAUGAAGAACCCAGUGGAGUAUCGGCUUCAAGGAAGUGAUGGCUGCUUCAAAUGGUCAUGGGAUCACCAUGAUAUUCUCUCGGUUACACCGGAGUUUAAUGCGAGCAGUCACUGCUCGACCAGUGCACGCCUGCGAUCAACUGCCCCAUAUACUGGUAGAAAAGAGACUGCAGUUUAUGCUACUGAUAUACAUACAGGAAUGGUGAUUCGCUGCAAAGUGUUUAUUGACAACUUCUCCAGAAUCCAGAUUUUUCAUAAUUCUAUCAAGCUUGAUCUUGAUGGCCUUACGACACUCAGAGUUCGCGCCUUUGAUAAUGAGGAAAAUGAAUUCUCCUCCUUGGUGGGUCUUCAAUUUAUGUGGAAGCUAACACCUGAAAGUGAAGGAUCGUCGCAUCAUCUUGCUCAUGUUCCUUUGAAGGAGUCUCCCUUGACUGAUUGCGGGGGAUUAUGUGGCUAUUUGGAUAUCCAAAAAAGGCUUGAGGAUAGUGAUGUAUUUUCAGAUUUACUCGUGGUAAAGGGAAUCAAAAUUGGACAUGAGAAGGUUUCGGUUAAUUUGCUCGAGCCCCCUCUUAAUCAUAUAGCAGAUGAAAUAGUUCUAACUGUAGCAGAGGCCAUGUCGCUUCAACCUCCCUCGCCUGUUUAUGUCCUCAUCGGAGCUGCUUUCCCGUAUACUCUCAAGGUUAUGCGCGGGAAUAAUCCUCAAGUUGUGGCUCUACCAUCACCACAUCACAGAUGGUCUGUGUUGAACUCUUCAGUUGCUCAAGUGGAUUCUUUGACAGGCCUGACUGAAGCAUCAAACUUGGGGUUAACAACUGUCAUUGCUGAGGAUACCAGGGUUGCUGGAAACAUUCAAGGAUCAUCUCUUAAUGUGGUCAUUCCAGAUACUUUUGUCUUGUACUUGCUACCUUUGUUAGCAUCAGGGGAGCCUGUUACAGGGACAGAGCCUGUUCCAUCAUCUGUGCGUUGGCAUGUUGUAUCUGGUCGCCAAUAUCUCAUUCAAAUGAAGGUUUACACAGGAAGACCUGAUGCACAUGAAAUCUUUUUAACCAAGACAGAUGAUAUCAAAUUGUAUGGAAACGAAUCGGAUUAUUGGAAAACCUUCUCAGUGCCAGAGGAUGUUGUCUUGGAAUACAGUUCGCUAAAUUCUAGAAUUUUGACUGCAAUCUCACCAGGAUUGGGAGAGUUAAUGGCUGCAUUGAGUUACUUCAGUGGGCAUGAGAAGCCAAAGAAGGUUCUCAAGGUUGUGCAAGAAAUUAUGGUUUGUGAGCAAGUGAAAUUCACAUUGAACUACGAAAGAGGUUCACCUAUGGUUCUACUCCCUUGGGCCCCUGGCGUUUAUCAGGAGAUGAAGCUAAUUGUGACUGGAGGUUGUGCAAAGGCAUCCGGUGACUUUAAGUGGUCUUCUUCAGACAUGAGCAUUGUGUCUGUGUCAGCCUACGGAAUUAUCCAGGCCAAGAGGCCUGGGAAAGCCAUUGUGAAAGUGUUGUCCAUUUUCGAUUCACUAAAUUUCGAUGAGGUUGUGGUUGAAGUGUCCAUCCCAUCCUCUAUGGUUAUGCUCCAAAACUUCUCAGUAGAGACCGUUGUCGGAUCACACCUACGAGCUGCUGUCACAAUGAAGGCUCCAAAUGGUGCCUCUUUUUCUAGAUGUGAUGCUUUCAGUUCUUCAAUAAAAUGGAACACCAGGAGUGACUCUUUCAUCAUCGAUAAUACAACAUCUGAGAGGUUGGUGUUGGAUGAAUUAAGAAGCACGAGUUCAAGUCCUCCUUGUUCAUGGGCUUAUAUUUAUGCUUCUUCUCCUGGUCGGACAACGUUACUUGCAACUCUGGCGAAAGAGUUUCAUCAUUUUGAUAAGCCUUUGAGUGAAUCUCUUGCGUUGAAAGCAACUUUAAGUAUUGGGGCAUAUCCUCCACUUACUGUCAAACAAGUUAGCGAUGGAAAUCAUUAUGGUGGAUAUUGGUUUGAUAAGGCACAUGAAGAAACAUCUUUUGGCCUUAGAGGCUUGGAUAAGAUGUAUCUUGCACCUGGAACAUAUGUUGAUGUGAUGCUUGUGGGGGGACCUGAAAAGUGGGAUGAAAGUGUGAAGUUCAAACAGACUGUGAGGACAUUAGAUGAAGAGCAGGAUCUUACUGGUGGAAUUAGUGUGCAUCACAUUUUGGACAGUCAUGAUAACCUGUAUAGACUUUCAUGCCAGAUGCUUGGUUCCUAUAAAUUGGUCUUUUUACGUGGGAAUCUGGUGGGUAAUGACCAUCCUGUCCCUGCUGUAGCAGAAGCUUUCUUGUCUGUAGGAUGCAGAAUUCCGUCUUCCAUUGUACUCAUUGUUGAUGAACCCGUUAACAAGCUUGAUGUAGUAAGAGCUGCUCAUCAAGCUGUUAGGGCACCAGGACGAAUUCGUGUAACUCCUGUUACUGUGGCUAAUGGGCAAACCAUUCGAGUGGCUGCAGUUGGUAUCAGUGAUUCUGGAGAAGUUUUUGCAAACUCCUCUUCUCUUUCGCUAAGGUGGGAAUUGAGCAAUUGCAAUGGUUUGGCAUACUGGGCUGAUGCUUAUGAUUCGAAAACGGCAAUGGCUAGCUGGGAGAGAUUUCUGGCUCUUCAAAAUGAAUCAGGGCUGUGCACUGUCCGUAGCACCGUUGAUGGUUUUGAUGAUUCCAUGAAAAGCCUGUAUUCUACUUUUCUUCCGGAAGGUUCAGAGAAUGUUCUCACUGAUGCUGCACGCUUACAGUUGGUUUCCACACUGAGGGUAACCCCGGAGAUCAACCUGCUCUUUUUUAAUCCUGAUGCCAAGGUAAAUUUAUCAAUCACUGGAGGGAGCUGCUUGUGGGAAGCAGUAGUAAAUGAUUCUCGAGUAGCAGAAGUUAUUCAGCCACCAUCUGAUCUACAAUGCUCGCAAAUGAUGCUGUCUUCGAGGGGACUGGGAACUGCACAAGUGACAGUAUAUGACGUUGGGGUUUCUCCUCCACUUUCAGCACUUGCCACGGUUCAAGUGGCUGAUGUCGACUGGAUAAGGAUCAUAUCAGGGGAUGAGAUAAGUCUUGUGGAGGGAUGUACUCAAUUCAUUGAUGUAUCUGCUGGGAUUAAUGAUGGGACAACUUUUGAUUCUUCCCAGUAUCCACUUAUGGACAUUAUGGUCCAUAUUGAGGACGAUAUUGUAGAACAUGUCACGGAUGGUGACAAUUCAUUUUCUGGUGGUGAACACUCGUCAGCUUCCUCAUUUAAAAUAGCAGCUAGAUGCCUGGGAAUCACAACCCUAUAUGUCAGUGCAAGACAACAUUCAGGACAUGAAGUACUGAGCCAAACCAUAAAAGUAGAAGUUUACGCCCCACCAAGUCUUCACCCGCAUGAAAUAUUUCUCGUUCCUGGUGCUGCAUACAUGCUCACUGUUAAAGGAGGACCAACAAUGAAUGUUUCCGUUGACUACACUACCAUGGAUAAUCAGAUUGCAAAGAUCGAUAAAUCAUCAGGACGCCUCUAUGCAACAUCACCUGGCAACACGACAAUCUAUGGGACUAUAUAUCGGAAAGAAGGUACUGUAAUUUGUCAAGUGCGGGGCGUUGUCAAAGUAGGUAUUCCUGCUACUGCUAUGCUGCUAGCUCAAAGUGACACCCUAGCCGUUGGACAUGAGAUGCCUAUAUAUCCAUCAUUUUCUGAGGGAGAUCUGUUGUCCUUUUAUGAGCUCUGCAGAGCAUACAAGUGGACUAUUGAAGAUGAACAGGUGUUGAGUUUCCAUACAUCAACUGGUGUGGAAGAGAAGGAAGCUCGUUUUGUCAAUGCCAUAGAGGGGAGAUUAGCCGGCAAAGCGAGAGUCAUGAUUGCAUUUUCGUGUGAUUUCGUAUCUCCUGGCUUGUACUCUGAAUCUAGAACUUAUCAAGCAUCAACAGUUUUAUCCGUGGUGCCUGAUCUCCCUCUUUCUCUUGGGAUUCCUAUGACCUGGAUUCUUCCACCGUUUUAUACGUCCUCUAGUCUUUUGCCUUCUUCAUCAGAACCUCGAAAGCAAAGGGAUGGUCAAAGUCACAGAGGCAAUAUAGUCUAUUCCAUAAUGAAAGUCUGUGAUUCUCGGGUUGAUGUUGAACAAGAAAACAUUUCAGUUGAUGGGGAAAAUGUCAAAACGACAUAUAGCAACAAUGUUGCAUGUAUUCAAGCUAAAGACCGCACCAGUGGAAGGACUGAAAUUGCUGCUUGUGUGAAGGUUGCGGAGGUGACGCAAAUAAGAAUGAAGAGGGAAGAGAAUCCUUUACAUGAGGUGGAUCUUGCUGUUGGUGGUGAAUUAGAACUUCCAGUAAGCUACUAUGAUGCACUAGGAUCCACUUUUCACGAAGCACGUGAUGUUAUUCUCUACAAUGUUGAAACCAAUCACCGCGAUGUUCUAUCCAUUGAGACUGUCAAGGAAAAAACAAGUAUCUAUGUCAAGGGAAUGAAACAUGGCAAAGCUCUUGUCCGGGUGUCAAUGAAUAACGACUUAAGGAAGGCAGACUACAUUCUGAUAUCUGUUGGCGCACAUAUCUAUCCUCAAAACCCAGUCAUUCACAGUGGAAAUUUACUUAAUUUCAGCAUAGAAGGUGCUGGUGAUGAAGCCUCUGGUCGAUGGGUUUCUGCCAACCGAAGCGUCCUUUCUGUUAAUCUGGCAACUGGAGAAGCUGAAGCGAUAAGCCAAGGCUCAACUCUCGUUAUAUUUGAAGGUCAGGAAAUGAAACUGCAAACCAAGGUCACAGUGCUAUCUGGAAAUACCAUAUAUGUGGACGCUCCCAAAGAAACAUUAACAAAUGUUCCUUUCCCCACGAAGGGAUAUAGCUUCCCCGUGAAAUUCAGUGAGAACAAGCUCAGAGGUUAUGGAAAUGGAAACGGGCCAGAAUUUACCUGCCAAGUGUACCCUAAUUUUAUAGGAUAUACUAAGCCAUGGAAGGACCUUGAGACUGGCAACAGUUACUGCCUUUUCUUUCCCUACUCGCCUGAGCAUCUGGUCCACUCCAUGCGUACAUCAAGGGACAUGAAACCUCAUGUAUCGAUCUCCAUUAAUGCCUCACUAACUGAAGCUAGUCAUGUUUCUGGAUCUGCAUCUGCCCUUCUCAUUGGAGGAUUUUCUCUAUCAGGAAUGGGCAAGCUGAAUCUAACUCCAGAUGCCAACAAGACCAUCAUAUCGAUUCUGGGGAAUACCGAAGUUGAAAUUCACUGGCAUAACAAGAAUAAGUUAUCAAUCAGCUUGAUUAACAGAGAAGAAUUUGGCAUAGGAGGGCGUGCACAUUAUGAGGUUAAGGUGUUAAGAUCGGAGAGAUUCACUGAUAGAAUUAGCAUCACACUUCCUGCAACUGGCCAGAGUGUUGAAAUGGAUGUCUCCUAUGACACGGGAGAAGUGCCAUCCUCUUCUAAUAAAAAGGAUGGAAAUGCACUUAUGCUGAAACUCCUCGGAAGCAUUCUCGUGCUGAUAAUAACGGUGUUUAUCCUCAUGAGAGUGAUCGAUAAACCCUUCAUCACAUCUAGAUCUGGUCCACUUGUCCCGUCCACAGCCACGGCCACGGCUACUGCAAACACGGCAGGGCCAGCGACUCCAGAACGCAGGAAUCCAGCGAUUGUGUAUCACGAGCAAUCUCCCAGAACUCCGUCGCCGUUUGUGGAGUACGUGAGAAGGACCAUUGAUGAAACUCCAAACUACAGAAGAGAUGGAAGGAGGAGGUUCAAUCCUCAGAACACUUUGUAGACUUCCAACAAAAGAUUGUUGUUGUUAAUGUAGAUGUAGUAAAGAGCUUUGAGGAUAUUUAUGGUAUAUCAUACAUCAAAUCAUGUAAAUGGGCCUUGAAUUGGGCCUUUUUUAUGGAUUAUAAUGGGCUGAAAAUCGUAUGCGGGUUUCUA